Molecule: messenger RNA, 1402 nt
Organism: Carassius carassius (crucian carp)
Lineage: Eukaryota; Metazoa; Chordata; Actinopteri; Cypriniformes; Cyprinidae
Gene: zdhhc16b
Product: zinc finger DHHC-type palmitoyltransferase 16b
Exons: 11
Coding region: 174-1325 (383 amino acids)
Biological process (GO): protein palmitoylation
Cellular component (GO): Golgi apparatus
Molecular function (GO): palmitoyltransferase activity
Source: RefSeq, a predicted model, not a curated record
CUCUCUAAACACCGGAAGUUCCGCUGAUUCUGGCUCCAGCCGCAGGAUUUGUUAGCUGAUCCAGGAGAUGUGCGCUGUAUUGAAUGUGUGAUCCUUAAUGUGUUCCAUCGCCCUGCGAACAUGACCUGAAUCGGUUCAUGAGCGAGCUGGUCGAAUAAGCUCUCGGCGGUGGGAUGCGCAGCUGGAGCUGGUUCCUCUCCAGAGUCAUGCGUCUCUUCCUGCGCUGGUUCAGGCUCUGUCCUCGACGAGGACGCAGGAAGAGGCCGAGCCGGAUACGAGACCUGUGGAACUAUGGGACGCUGCUGCUGAAGUCCCUGCACUACAACGUCCUGACCAACUCGGACACGGCGCUGGACUGUGUCUUUGAGCCCAUCUACUGGCUGGUGGACAACAUGACCCGCUGGUUCGGAGUGGUGUUUGUGUCUCUGGUCAUCCUCUUGACCAGCUCUGUGGUCAUCAUCGUGUAUCUGUGUGUGCUGCCCAUCAUCUUCAGCACGUACCCCGUUCACUGGAUCCUCUGGCACCUCUGUUACGGACACUGGAACCUGCUCAUGCUGGUCUAUCAUUACUAUAAAGCCACGACCACAUGUCCAGGGUCCCCACCGCAGGAAAAGAGUGAAAUCCCAACUGUUACUAUCUGUAAGAAGUGCAUUGUUCCCAAACCAGCUAGAACCCAUCACUGCAGCAUCUGCAACCGAUGUAUUUUGAAAAUGGACCACCACUGUCCCUGGUUAAAUAACUGCGUGGGUCAUUUCAACCACCGUUAUUUCUUCAGUUUCUGUCUGUUCAUGACCAUGGCCUGCAUCUACUGCAGCAUCAGUGCCAAAGAUAUGUUCCUGGACGCUUACAAUGCCAUCGAGUCAGGCAGGUAUUGGGACGGUCACGCUCAGGGGGAGGCGGUCCCGGGGGCGGGGCUUAUCUAUAUCUCAUUCUCACCGCAGAGCUCCUAUCAAACACCUCCACCUGCCUUCACCCAUCAGGAGAGGAUGGUUCAUAAGAGCCUGGUUUAUCUGUGGGUGCUGACGAGUUCAGUGGCUGUAGCGUUAGGAGGCCUGACACUGUGGCAUGCCAUGCUGAUCACCAGAGGAGAGACCAGCGUGGAGAGACACAUCAACCGCAAAGAGAGGAAACGACUGCGACUGAAGGGCAAGGUUUUUCGUAAUCCGUACCACCAUGGAAAAAUUAACAACUGGAAAAUAUUUCUUGGUGUUGAAAAGCAGAGUGACUGGCUGACGAGAGUCCUGCUGCCCUCCGGUCAUCUUCCUCACGGGGACGGCCUGACGUGGGACGGUCCUUCACACAGGAACAACACCAUGGCCAUAUGACCUCACAGACAUGUUCAUAAAUUCAUAUCAUGAACUCUAAUGACUGAAGGGGUCUCUGCAUCACUCCUGUCCUUUAC